This is a messenger RNA of Paracoccidioides brasiliensis Pb18, 1527 nucleotides long. RefSeq lists its product as uncharacterized. Bases 1 to 1527 code for a protein of 508 amino acids. Gene Ontology annotation, cellular component: nucleus. Gene Ontology annotation, molecular function: RNA binding. The transcript is spliced from 6 exons. The record is from RefSeq and is a predicted model, not a curated record.
AUGAACCUUGAUGUUCGAUAUGAGAGAAGCGGGCUGAAAAAGUGUUUUAUGUCGGAUAAAUACACUGUUCACCCAGCGACCUGUACUGGUUUUCUUAUUGCCCUGACCUUGUUGGUUUCAAGCUCGCUGUUUGACUUGAUCGAGGAGGCAAAGCAUUCCUGGGAGUUUGGAGCAUCACGGGACCGCACCACGACCACCGUGGAGAACCCAGACGAUUCCUAUACCGUUCCUCCUCCUCCUCCUCCUCCCCAUUCGCCUGGCUGUGCCUCUUCCUCGAACUCACCCUUUCCAUUCCCUUCUCCCUGUCCACCGCCGUUCUCAUCCCUCUACUCAGUGCAGGACGAAGAGCUCGGUUACAUCCAGACCUCUAUCACAGAGUCUAGAUUUCCGUGUCUCCCAGCCUUCGCACCGACACCUCCAUUUGAGGAAACAUUGACGUCUCCAUUGCCUGUUCACCCUCCUGUUGUUUUAGAUACAAAGGCACAGCUUUCGCGGGAUAAGACAGGAGAAGCGUCGGCAUCAGGUAAAGGCCUUGACGACGGAGAACCGCCACCACCAUAUUCUGAAGGAUCGAGUCCACUUCAGUCGUUUACAUACGUUAUGGCCGGCCCGGGGGGAGCUGCUUCUAUCAUUACACAGGUUCAGCAAACUGGGGGAGGACCGAUUAAUACUCUUGGAGAUGUUGGAGGCGAUGAUCAUAUAACGUUAGAUUUACGAGGUACUCGAUUCACGCUGUCGCGAGACGAACUGCUUACUUUACCCGAGUUCGUUUUGCUAUCUCUAUUCCCAAAUGGACUCCUUCCUGAUGGACACAUGGGAACAUUCCAUGAGGGUGACGUAUAUCCCGUCGACUAUGACCCAGCUUCCCUGCAAUACAUGCUAGAUUUCUUCCGCACUGUAGCACAAUCAAUUCCUUCAGCCACGCCAUCUCCAACCGCAUCAGCGGACGGCGAUUAUUCUAUGGAUCCUAUGCAUGGAUCAACGAGGGAUAUGUUGCAAGGCCGUGCUGGCAUUAUCGUUCUUCGUGAAGACCUUGACUUCUACGCAAUCCCGCCCGUGACCGAUAUUGACCAUGCGGAAAUGAUUGAAGUUAAGCGAGCAGCGGGAAGAGUCUUGUUGAAGCAAGACGGGAUCUUCUCAGGCCUACGAAAAAGCGACGAGCCCGGAUCGACUGAACAGCACCUUAUCGAGAUGUUAACCGCUGGCGGUUUCAAUCACGACGAUCGAUGGGGCCAUCGCGCCGGGGAGCCCAACAAGGCCGUGAUCUGCAGUUUGGCGCUGGCUAAGCUUCGAACGGACAUGCGAGGUGACCUGUCCGGCAAUAAUGUGGUCGGCAUGGCGCAGAAGCUGCUUCUAUUCUGGAGAAAACCGGCUCGACGGUGCUGGUGGGAGGGUGUCGAGCUCGAGGGCGUCGAAGGAGUCGAGGGGAAGCUCAAAGUCUGGAUUCGCCGGGUAUGGACUCUUGAAAUGGUGAGUGUGCCCUCUAUGUUACCAAUAGCCCCUGUCUCUAUUUGCUUGGGGUCAUGA